AUGGCGAACAACCAGGAGAUGAAGCACCCCGCGGCGGCUGUUAAAGUCGGCGGACAGCGCCACUUUAUGAGCAGGAGACCGAGGCCAGCGUCCACAGCACCGCGCACGGAGGUACCCGAAGUCGCGGAACCCGUCAGCGAUGCGUUCGACGACUACCCUCGCCCGACGCCCAAUCAUGAGCAGCAGCAGGAGCAUCCUCGGCACGAUGAGGUGCCGAAGAAGGCGAGGCAGGAGCGUCACUUCGAGCAGCCUCGCUGGAAUGCGAAGCAGGCGAUGAAUGCCAUGCCGAGGAAUGCUGGGGCCUUUGCGACGGGCGCGCGCAUCGCGCAGCCUGCGAGCAAGAUGGCCAUGUGAGGGGAUAUCGAAGGACACAGAACACAUCACGAACAAUGGAAGAUAGGAGCAGUAACGCGAAGUUCAAUACCCCGUACUCGUACUUGUA
Schizophyllum commune H4-8 is the source of this 442-nucleotide messenger RNA. RefSeq lists its product as uncharacterized. The record is from RefSeq and is a predicted model, not a curated record. The transcript has 3 exons. The coding region runs from base 1 to 354 and encodes 117 amino acids. NCBI's taxonomy places the organism in Eukaryota, Fungi, Basidiomycota, Agaricomycetes, Agaricales, Schizophyllaceae.